Liolophura sinensis is the source of this 885-nucleotide messenger RNA. Its product is annotated as homeobox protein MSX-2-like. Gene Ontology annotation, biological process: regulation of transcription by RNA polymerase II; embryonic morphogenesis. Lineage: Eukaryota; Metazoa; Mollusca; Polyplacophora; Chitonida; Chitonidae. Bases 1 to 885 code for a protein of 294 amino acids. The record is from RefSeq and is a predicted model, not a curated record. Gene Ontology annotation, molecular function: DNA-binding transcription factor activity, RNA polymerase II-specific; RNA polymerase II transcription regulatory region sequence-specific DNA binding. The transcript has 2 exons. Gene Ontology annotation, cellular component: nucleus.
AUGGAUCAACAGUUCGGCCAUGGCAACUUUGAUGAAGAGCCAGGCAGCAUCGAGAGUCACUUAUUCCGCGGUAGCCCGAUGAAGACGGACAGUUGUGAUUCUGAUGUAACAGCAAGAAUUUUGGAGAGCGAUGCUCCACAAGGGGAAGAGGAGAUGUCAGUCAGAGGUGAAAAACUGAUGGGUGGUAACAAGAAACCCUCCAAUAAGCCUUGUGUCUCACAAACUUGUGGGAGAUCUUUUAGCAUUGACGAUAUAUUAAAAUCUCCAUGUAACAAUAAGCGGCGUAUGUCUGAUGUGGCCGAAGUGACUUCCUCUUCCGAAGCCUCACCUGUUUCACCCAACUCCCCAGCUUAUCUUAGUUCGCCCCAUGGGCCAGGCUGGCCUUACCCACAGUAUUCACCCACGGGCUAUCCAGCCUGGCUUUUACCAUCAGCUCUUCCAACGAUGACAAGACUAUCGACCCCACCCAAACUUGCAGUCAGUCCACAGAAGGUAACUCUGCGGAAGCACAAAACGAACAGAAAACCCCGAACACCUUUUACAACCCAACAACUUCUCGCCUUGGAGAGAAAGUUCCGGUUGAAACAGUAUUUGUCCAUAGCGGAGAGAGCGGAGUUUUCCUCGUCAUUAAACCUCACGGAGACACAGGUGAAGAUUUGGUUCCAAAACCGACGGGCAAAAGCCAAACGAUUACAGGAGGCUGAGUUAGAGAAACUAAAGAUGGCAACGCGACCCCUCCUCUCUUCCCCGCUUGGCAUGGGCCUCCCGUUCCAGGGCGCUAUGUUCGGCAGGCCCACCCUUCUAUCGCCUGGACUACUCUCCUCGUACGGCUAUUAUCAUCAGCCGGCCUGUCCCUCUCCGUCAAGAUUGUACCUCCCCAGCUAG